This is a messenger RNA of Acaulospora morrowiae, 144 nucleotides long. Lineage: Eukaryota; Fungi; Glomeromycota; Glomeromycetes; Diversisporales; Acaulosporaceae. The record is from the annotation of a GenBank genome assembly.
AUGGAUCGUUGUUGUUUCUGCAUAAACCUAAAAGCUGGAGUCAUUAUCAUAUCUUUACUUGGAAUUGUUUUCGGGAUAUAUAAUGGUGCUGCUAACAUUGUUUAUUAUAUAAGAAACAAUAAGGCUUGGCGUAUUACCCAGUAG